Molecule: messenger RNA, 10213 nt
Organism: Tachysurus vachellii
Lineage: Eukaryota; Metazoa; Chordata; Actinopteri; Siluriformes; Bagridae
Gene: adamts10
Product: ADAM metallopeptidase with thrombospondin type 1 motif, 10
Exons: 25
Coding region: 529-3846 (1105 amino acids)
Biological process (GO): extracellular matrix organization; proteolysis
Cellular component (GO): extracellular matrix
Molecular function (GO): metalloendopeptidase activity
Source: RefSeq, a predicted model, not a curated record
GAGAGAGAGAGAGAGAGAGAGAGAGAGAGAGAGGAAAGCCUUUAAGAAUAGAAAGAAAAAGAGAAACGCUGCAGAACCACACUGCGCUCCGCUCCGCCGUGCGCUCUGUACAGCAUGCGGCAGUGAACCGGGAGGACCGCGGGACUUUACACACACACACAAACACACACACACACACACACACACACACGUACAUACACACGCACACACACACGGCACUGAGAGGAGACUUUUGCUGCACAAAUCGCACUCACAGCAGCUUAGGCACUACUGCUUUCUCCGCCUGGCUGUUGGAAGUUGACCCACAGACAAGUCACCUGUCUUGCUGAGCUGCCUGGAAGCUGAAGUUGAACACAUACAACUUACACUCAAACACACAUACACUUACACGCUCACACAUUCGUGCCCAGAGCUGCUGUCAUGGCCCCAGAAUUCAGUGCGUCACUCUGGUGAGCGGUUGAGCGAACCAGGCAGAAGACAUGUUGGCACAGAGGGACGGGUACCGCACUGAAACUAGCUGUAGUAACCAUGGAAACGGUGUGGAGGAGCUUGGCCUGUGUUGGGGUCAUUGCCAUGGUAACCGCUGGUGUGGGAGCGAUCGUUUCUGCUCAGGAGGGUCAAGCUGCAUUCCUCUCCAGUCUGACUCAUUAUGAGAUUGCCAUCCCCAUCCGCGUUGGCCCUCGUGGCGAGUCAACUUACGAUGCUGAGGCCUCAAACAGGCACAGACGCCAUCGGCGGAGUCCCGAGAUGAAACAGAAGGUUCCUGAGCCACAGCUUUAUUACCAGCUGUCCACACCGAGCACAAGCCUCCUUCUGAACCUCACACUUCAGAGCGGCCUGCUGUCCCGAAAGUUCCGCGUCGAGUACUGGGGUAAAGGCAGGCUGGCUUGGAGUCACCAAUACUCAUCCGGCUGCCAGUACAUGGGGCACCUGCAGCACCAGCCCCAGUCCAGCACUGUGGCCCUCAGUAACUGCAAUGGCCUGCAGGGGGUGAUUGUAGCCGGAGGAGAGGAAUACCUCAUUGAACCUUUGGUUUCUGCUGAAAACCAGACGAAUGUGGACAGGAAAGAAGAACGCCCCCAUGUGGUGUACAAGAGAUCGUCUCUGCGACAUCUCUACAUGGACCAAUCCUGUGGAGUCAUCGACGAGAAACCAAUGAAAAGCUUCGAUUGGUGGCAGAGAACGAUUAAACCGCCCAACCAGAUGGGUCGUGGCCAGCUGCCGCUGAAGCGUUCGGUGAGCCGCGAGCGCUACGUAGAGACACUGGUGGUGGCUGAUAAGAUGAUGGUGUCGUACCACGGGAGACGUGACAUCGAGCAGUACAUACUGGCUGUCAUGAAUAUUGUUGCCAAACUGUUCCAGGAUUCUAGCCUGGGGAAUGCAGUGAACAUUGUAGUGACUCGACUGAUCCUGCUAAUGGAGGACCAGCCGACUCUGGAGAUCAACCAUCACGCUGGGAAGUCUUUAGACAGCUUCUGUAAGUGGCAGAAAUCCAUCCAGCAGAGCAACGGCCACGGAAACUCCAUCCCCGAGAACGGCAUCGCACCCCACGACACGGCCGUCCUCAUCACGAGGUACGACAUCUGCAUCUACAAGAACAAGCCGUGCGGGACGCUGGGCCUGGCCCCAGUUGGUGGAAUGUGUGAGCCCGAGAGAAGCUGCAGUAUAAAUGAAGACAUCGGUCUGGCCACAGCGUUCACCAUCGCUCAUGAGAUUGGACACACGUUUGGGAUGAAUCACGAUGGUGUCGGGAACCCGUGCGGAGCUCGCAGUCAGGACACGGCUAAGCUCAUGGCCGCCCACAUCACCAUGAAGACUAACCCCUUCGUCUGGUCAGCGUGUAGCCGCGAUUACAUCACCAACUUCCUCAACUCUGGAAUGGGUUCGUGUGUGAACAACGUUCCCCCGAAGCAGGAGUUCGUGUACCCGACCACGGCGCCCGGUCAGGCCUACGAUGCAGACGAGCAGUGUCGUUUCCAGUACGGAAUAAAAUCCCGGCAGUGUAAAUAUGGGGAGGUGUGCAGUGAACUGUGGUGUAUGAGUAAGAGUAACCGCUGCAUAACCAGCAGCAUCCCUGCGGCAGAAGGCACCAUCUGCCAGACCAGUACCAUAGACAAAGGGUGGUGCUACAAGCGGAUGUGCGUGCCGUACGGCACACGUCCGGAGGGCGUGGACGGCCAAUGGGGCGCGUGGUCUCCGUGGGAGGAGUGCAGUCGUACCUGUGGGGGCGGAGUCUCCUCCUCUGUUCGCCACUGCGACAGCCCCAGGCCGACCAUUGGAGGACGUUUCUGUCUGGGCGAAAGGAAAAGGUUCAAAUCCUGCAACAUCGAGGAGUGUCCUCCUGGGUCUCAGGAUUUCCGAGAGAUUCAGUGUUCGGAUUUUGACAGCGUUCCUUUCCGGGGGAAAUUCUACACCUGGAAGCCGUACAGAGGCGGUGGAGUAAAAUCAUGUUCUCUGAACUGCCUGGCUGAAGGUUAUAACUUCUACACUGAGCGUGCUCCGGCGGUGGUGGAUGGGACACCGUGCAGAGACGACUCUCUGGACGUGUGUGUUAAUGGCGAGUGUAAGCAUGUGGGCUGCGAUAAGAUCCUCGGCUCGGAUGCCCGCGAGGAUCGCUGUCGCUUGUGUGGGGGCGACGGGAGCAGCUGCGAGGCCAUCGAGGGCGUCUUCAACGACUCUCUCCCUGAAGGAGGUUAUGAAGAGGUGAUCAGGAUUCCUAAAGGAUCUGUGUUCAUACAUUUACAGGAACUCAACAUUUCUCUUAAUUAUCUAGUUCUAAAAAGCAAAAGCGACCAGUACUUUAUCAACGGCAAGCUGACCAUCGACACGCCUCGCCGGUUCGACAUCGCCGGCACAACUUUCCACUACCGCAGACCCGCUGAUCAGCCCGAGACCCUCGAAGCUCUGGGGCCCACCAACAUGACCCUCAUCGUCAUGGUCUUGGUGAGGGAAGAGAACCAAGGCAUCCAUUACCGCUUUAACCCACCUUUAAACAGAGACACUCAGAGCGUCUUCAGCUGGCACUCGACGUUUUGGAGCCGCUGCUCAGUCUCAUGUGCUGGAGGGUUUCAGAUCCAGCAGGUGGUGUGUAAGAAACAAUCCGACCACUCUGUGGUUUUCAAUCACUUCUGUGAGAAGAAGAGCAGGCCUAAAGAGAAGAAACGUCCGUGCAACACAGCACCGUGUCCUCCAACCUGGUGGGUGAGCGAGUGGUCCGAGUGCAGCAGGAGUUGUAAUGGAGGUGUGCGGACUCGGGAGGUUCUGUGUAAGAGAAAGAUCAGCUCCACAGAGGAGAAGGUUCAGGACGAUUCAUCCUGCGUCCAGCCGCGGCCUCCGGUCACUGAACCCUGUAACAAUCACACCUGUCCCCCUGAGUGGCACGCCCUUGACUGGUCUGAGUGCACUCCCAGCUGUGGACCAGGUUACAGACAGAGGGUGAUUCUGUGCAGAAGCGGAGAGAGCGGAGAAACUCUGGCCGAGUCUGAUUGUCCUAAACACGGCCGCCCCACCACCAGGAUGCGCUGUAACCUGCAGCGAUGUCCUGCUCCUCAGUGGCUCACCGGACCUUGGAGCGAGUGUUCUGCUAAGUGUGGCAUGGGGCAUCAGAUGCGUUCAGUGCAGUGCGUGUCACACACCGGCCUGCCGUCCAGUGAGUGUCCAGAUCUGCAUCGACCCGUCUUCAUGCAGCAGUGCAGGAGCAAGUGUGACCUCAGCAUCCCCACAGACAACCUUGAGGAGUGUAAAGAUGUGAACACAGUGGCAUACUGCCCCCUGGUGCUCAGGUUUAAGUUCUGCAGCCGCCCAUAUUUUCGACAGAUGUGCUGCAAGACCUGCCAAGGACACUGACCUCCUCUCUUCUCCUUUCUCCCUUUCUCUCUCUCUCUCUCUCUCUCUCUCUCUCUCUCUUUCUCUCUACUCCUCCACUUUCUUCUGUCCAUACUCUGAGUGCCCAUCCUACCCCAGAGAGAGAGAGAGAGAAAGAGAGAGAGAGAGAGAGAGAGAGAGAGAGAGAGCAGGGGGAAAGGAAGGAGGGAGAGAGACUGUGCUGCAAGACCUGCCAAGGACACUGACCUCUUCUCUUCUCCUUUCUCCCCUUCUCUCUCUCUCUCUCUCUCUCUCUCUCUCUCUCUCUCUUUCUCUCUACUCCUCCACUCUCUUCUGUCCAUACUCUGAGUGUCCGUCCUACCCCAGAGAAAGAGAGAGAGAGAGAGAGAGAGAGAGCAGGGGGAAAGGAAGGAAGGAGAGAGACUGUGCUGCUGUCUUCCACUCUCCCAAACCAGCUGCUCUGGUGCAGUUCCUGUGAAUGUCAGAUGGUCAGAGAGAGAUUUGUAUUCUAUUAGUUGUCCUGAACAUGGUGCUAGUUUUUAUUUCAUCCAUAUUUCAGAUGGUUCUCAGUUCUAGCUACAGCUGAGCACAGCACUGCACAGAUUACUGACUCCAACAGUGCACAUAAAUCGCAAAGCAUUCUUUAGAGCAGUAACAAAGAUAAAGAACUUCCUUCAUCUGGUUCCUGAAUUAGCCAAAGCCGUGUUAAAGAGACAGCAGCGCUUCAUCGAUUCGCCUCACCCUGAUAAAGCGCUUAUACAGUAGGAUCGUGAGGUUAUUUAGAUGAAAUGGUAUGAUUUGUUUAUUGAUUCAAAGUACUGGUGUUUACGCGAUUUGAAUACAGUCGGAUAUACAACGUUCAUGUAGAAAUAUUCCGAAUUAAAAUUCAGAUUUAAUUUAAAAUUCAGAUUCAAUAAAUCCUUGACUUCAGAAUUUGAGAUUCCCAAGUUGAAUCACAUAUGAAAUAUAAAUCGAAUUUAACUCAAUUCUUCAGUAAUAAACUCUGAUUUAAAAUAUCCUGAAUUUUUUUAUUCUUUUAUAGCUGCUUUUCUGAUCACGUUCGUUGUUAAAACACUAAAUAAUUAAAGUUGAAAAGGAGAAUUUUUAAUCCGCUCUUUUUGAGUAUGUGCGUUAUCCUCGUCUGGGUUUGCGGCGAAUCCGGAAAUUAUCCCGGGAACAAGUUUGGGAUUAGCAAACAUUUCCGUUCAGCAGAAAACAAACCCAGCUCUUGUUUUUGCUGGUGCUUAUUGAGCUCUAGGGCGAAACCAUGAACCAUAUUUCAAGCAUCAUUUGCAUUUAAUUAUCAUGUAAAAGAGGGAAGUUUCUAUUCAUCCAGACUUUCAGACUGAUGAGUAUACUGUAAUUACGUCUCAUCAGCAUAGAAUUGAAAACAAACUUGUUUUUGUCCAAGAGACUGGAUAUACUGUACAACUCAUUUCCAGUCUACUGAACCUGCAAAGUAAAACCUCGUGAGCUGUGCAGUGCUGAGCUAAAAUAAUACUAAUGACCACAUGACUCAUGUUUACAUCAUCUCCGUUUCUUUUUUUGACAUGCUUUUGUUUUGUUUGCAAUUGCGUUGUUCUUAUUUAGGAGUUUCUGCCGGCUGCGAUGAGAUCACAUCAAGACAACAAACACUUAAAGAUUCAUCUGUAUGUGUUCAUUCGUAUGUGUUCGAUCCACCAAAAAAAAAAAAAAAAACGCAGUUUUUGCGCCGUUGCUAUGAGGCUGAGUGUUGCUAGGAAAUUGAAAUCUGACCCAAAACGUUUCAAAAUUACGUAACAGUGCGUUUUAGGAUAUAACGACGUUGGUCUAUACACACAAAUCAAACUUAACACUCAAGCCAUUGGUGCUCCAUCUGGGAAAGUGGGUGGGGUUUAGUAUACAUAAAUACAUAUUUUAAUUAUUGAAAUAUAAUUUCCAGAUAUUUCUAUUAUUAGUAUUUAUGUUACAUUUUGUACCGAUUAUGUCUAACAAAAUAAAAAAAAAAAAAAUAGAUUACAUUUUUAAAAGAUUCGUCAUCCAGAUAAAAUUGGGCGUAGUUUGUUUAGUAUGUUUAUUCGUUUUUAGUCUGUACCAAAAAUAACAAACAAGCAAAAAAUCUUGGUUGAUCAACUACUUUUGGGAUGAAAAGAGAAAUUGUGGGGUUUGGUUUUUUUUUUUUCACUAUAAAUUUUUGUUUAAUUGGUUUAUUUUAUUUUAUUUUGAUUUUUUCUGUUUGUAUGUUUUUUUUUUUUUUUUUUAAAGUUGGUCUGAUCAACCAUUCAGUAUCAAAUGUUCAGUGUAAUAAGCUUCACAAAAGCGUGUGGUUAUGGUCUGUAAAGUACUUUUAUAUAGAGUAUACUUUAUAGUGUAUAACCUCUGUGACUGUACUUUAGUUGCCCUGAUCUUGCCAUUUGUUCUGGGAGGAUUUACAGGAUCGUUAAUCUGACAACGAUCUCAACACGUCUGUUGUUAUCGAUACACAAAUAUAGCUAGAAACCAUAGCUGUUACAUAACUGUUACUAGAAGCCAUGACAAUUUCAGCUGUAUUUUCACACGCCAAGCGUUUAAAAAAAGGGUAGUGUUCAUAGGACUACACAACCACUGCAUAAGCCCUUUAUGACACUAUGCCCUCUACAUAAACAUUUAAAAAGCCUUAUUGUAACAUUAGGAUCUCAUAAAGACAUUUAAGUCAAUUUCAGGUUUUAUUAAAGUUUGUGUUAUGUCGCUUUCCAGUCUGACUUACUUUAAGAUGUUAUGACAGCAUUAUAACUCUUCUUAUAGCACUUUUGGUAUGUCUGAGCUACAUAACGGUGAUGAUGUAAAACAAACAUGAAAAUCUAAUAGGCUCAGUGAAAAUUAGCCAAAAAUUUGAUGCUGGGGUUGUAACAUUGUCACGAGUGUUCAUAAGAAACAUAUAAAUAAUGGACUGAAACACAUACAGGUACAACAAAGUCACUGUCAUGACAUUGUUAUAAACCUUCAUGGAACUUGAAAUAUAGGAAUUUUAAACCGAGUUAAUGGCCUGGGAGAACGUUCAUCAUCUGUCAUUAGGGUGUCAUAACAUUGUUAGAAGUGUUCAUAGAACUAUGAAUAGAAAAAUGAAAACCUAUUAAAGGCCCGGGUGACUUUACAUUAUCUGUAAUUAGGGUGUCAUCUUCAGAGAAAUUUUAAUAGUUAAUUUAUACCAAAAUACACAGUGUUUAUAAAAUCUUUAUAAAGAAUCAAACAAAACCCACAAAUAUACAUAAUAAUACAUAAAGAGUCAUUAAGGUGACAUGACAUAGUCAUAGGAAUUCUUAUAAGCAAUGAUAAAGCAAAAUACAAUAUGUCUUGUUCCUGUUAUAGACAGUUGGUUUUCAUGUCAAGUUUAUAACCUCUUAAUGUCAUAUUGUCAGUUAUGUCAGUUAUGUAUACCCUUUAUGUGGCUCUGACACAGCAGAAGUGCACUGAGUAAUAACAUCAGAUGACGUAACAAACGUCUAUGUAGCUUGACUCAGGUUUAACAUCAGCUUGACAUUAGAACAUGAAAAUAUGGUCUUUUUGGUUAAUGCAUAAGCACUUAUAAAAGUUUAUGCAGGUUUGUGGUAGUUGUCAUGAAGACUUUACUUGUUAGUUAUUACCAUUAAAAUGAAAAAAGUGGUGUUUAUUUCAGCUGAGACUUAAUUUGAAGGAAGCAUUUAUAGAUGUUUAUGUACUGUAGGUUUGUAUCAGUUGUGAUAAAUGGCUUAUGUUGUUCUUAUGUCACCCUAACAUAAAAUUAAAGCAACUGGUGGUUAUGUCAGAUGACAGUUGUUGCAUUCAUGAAUGUUUAUGUAGGUUUCCUUUUGUGUUAUCAUAAAAGGUUUAUGUAGUUCUUAUGUCACCUUUACAUUUAAAUGACAUAGAGUACUAUUGUCUAUGUUUAUGUCAGCUAACACUUAUUGGAGGAAUUAUUAUUAACUGUUUAUGGAUGUUUAUAUCAGUUGUUAUGAAAGAUUUAUGUAGAUCUUAUAUCAUUUCUACCUAAAGUUAAAGCAACUGGUGUUUGCCAGAGGACCUGUAUUGGACUAAGCAUUCCUGAAUGUUUAUAUAGGGUUUAUCAUAUAGGGUUUACGUAGUUCUUGUGCCACCUUUACAUUUUAAUUACAUGAAAUAAUAUUUGUCAGCUUACAUUUAUCAGAAAAUCAUUUAUAUCAUUUAUAUAUGUUGUAUGUAGUUUUAUGUUAGUUAUCAUUAAGAGUUUAUGUAGUUGUUAUGUCAUCUUAACCUUAAAAUAACAGAACGUAGUGUUUUCACCUGCUGAUGCUUAUUAGGGUAUUUAUAAAUGUUUAUGUAGGAUCGUGUCAGUUGUUAUUAAGAGAUUAUGCAGUUUUUAUGUCACCUUAAUGUUAAAAUAGAAGAAAGUUUAGGUUUAGAUUUAAAUUUUGAUUCAGAUGGUGCUUUUUGAAGUAGCGUUUAUAAAUGUUCAUGUAGUUUUAUGUCAGUUGUUAUUAAGGGUUUAUGUAACUCAUUGCAAAAUGUGAAAAAGACAAAAAAUAUUUAUCUGCUGACAGUUAUGAAUUUACACCUGUGUGAUAGUUUGUUGUUUAAUAGGCUUGUGUCAGUUGUGGUAUUGGGUUAUAUCAUGUGGCACUAUGAACACUACCUAUAAUUGUUACCAACAUUAAUGCAAUCACGUACUUAGUCGUGAAAGUCUUUAGCAUUCGAUUUGAAAAAAAAAAAAUCCCCAUAACAUUUAGAAAUAAAUCAAAUAAAUGUUUGAUAGCCAGAACUACAUGAAUAAAAUGAAAAGCCUAUCGAACGUUGUGUUGAUCGGCGUUUCUUGUAGCCUGACAAUCAGAUUUAAGGCUUAAAAGAACUAAUCUGGAAAGAAAUGACAUUUUAGUUACAGCAUUACGUCAUUUGUAGAGUUUUGUAUCCACAGUUGGCUUCUAUGCUGUUGCACUGGAGCUCCGAAGCUAAUGUUGCUAACGAGUAAAGGAAACUUAUAGCAUAUCCACCAGAUUAGCGUCGACUACAUUCGCAUGAGUAUUUUAACUCAUUUAAAACUCAUUUCUUUUCGCUUUAAUACACCAAGCACUGGAAAGAGUUGACAUUUAAUUAGAAAUGACCAUUUUAGAAGAGCUAAGCAACCUUGAGUGUUAUGAAGGUGCUUUAUAAAUGAAUGAAAAUGUUAUUAUUUUUAUUUUACGGUUUAAAGUGACAUAUAUGUUAGCAUAUGUAUAUUAUAUUAUAUAUAGGUUUUUUUGCAUUAACUGAAUGCCGUAAUGUUAAUGAUACAAGGAAGCAUAUGGGAAGGUAGAGUACAGUCAGUUUGGUGCUAACAUCAAAAAUAACACUUCUAAAAUACCUAAGCUGCAAAAGAGGAGAUUAACACUAGCAUCAGCAUUAGCAUUAUGGUGCCGGCGGCUGCUCUGAUGUGGAAUAUCAAUGACGUCUUAUUAUUAUUGGGAUUAUACUUACAGACAUGUUUCUUAUCCUGACUGAAAUAUUAAAGGUGCGGUAUGUCAUUUUAGGAUGUCACUCUUCUUUCCCUCGAAUCAAGAUGAGCUUGAUUCUAUUCUAAUAAGAGGCUGUUAAACUGUACCGUAACAAAGAAACGAGUUUGAACUGGUCUUGAAACAUUAGUUGAAAAUUACAGGCCGCACCUUUAAAAGGUCAGGUUUUAUUUUUAUCAUGGCACUGAACUGCAAUAACAUAAGUAUCCUCGAGAGACAGCGAAAAAAAAGUGAGGUGUGUAUGGAUAAAGUUCUAAUCAGACACAGUUUAGAUGGUGUGUCUUUCACUCUGGAGAGAAACCUGUCCAUAAAUCACAACAAGCUUAAUAAAGAUGAACAGAGUGACACGUAUCCUUUCACGAGCGCUUUAAAUCUGAGACACAAUACGAGCUGUAAUGGGCUGCUUUCUCCUCAACGCCUUUAAAUGCAGCGUUGCGGUAUUUUAAUUUGUUUCGAGGUUUUUUUUGGUGCUUUGUAAUGGUGCUAUAUUUUAUUUCUGCAUUUUUAUUUCAUUAUCUCAAGAUUAGUUCUUUGUAUCAGAAACUGGCUCGAGGUAAGAAGUCACACAAUCCAUCUGAUUCUUUGUGGAAGAAAACGUACGAGAUCGAGUCACGAUAAAUCCAAAACACAUGGUUGUUAUUGUUCUUAUUGUUGAUGUGAUUUUUUUUUUUUUUUUUUGUUCUUGUUUUUUUUUUUUUUAACUUUAACACUUGAAGCGUGUUGAAUUGACUCUCACAAGUAGACGCAGUCAGACCUGGUUCUGUUUAACAAAUGUUUUGCUCGUGGUGUUUAAAAUGCUAUUGAAAUAACUUUGUGUACUGUAACGUGUGUCGGAUGGAUCUGUAUAUGUCCCUGAAUUUUAUUUAGACCAACUACAAUGGAAAAUAAUACGAUGAAUAAAGAAAAUCGUGUAUUGCGAACAGAGGAAA